Diceros bicornis minor is the source of this 943-nucleotide messenger RNA. It is a transcript of the gene RTN3, whose product is annotated as reticulon 3. The transcript is spliced from 7 exons. The coding region runs from base 141 to 851 and encodes 236 amino acids. Gene Ontology annotation, biological process: endoplasmic reticulum tubular network formation; brain development; neuron differentiation. The record is from RefSeq and is a predicted model, not a curated record. Gene Ontology annotation, cellular component: neuron projection; postsynaptic density. NCBI's taxonomy places the organism in Eukaryota, Metazoa, Chordata, Mammalia, Perissodactyla, Rhinocerotidae.
GUCAGUCUGUCGGAGUCUGUCCUCGGAGAAGGAGGAGUGAAGGGACUUCGGAGAGCCAGCUGCCUCGUUGAUUUCUUUCCCCUCCCUCUCUCCCGCCCCAAGUCUCUCUUCACCCGUCUCCCGCUCUUGCUCGCGCAGCCAUGGCGGAGCCGUCGGCGGCCACCCAGUCCCCGUCCGUCUCCUCGUCGUCCUCCGGGGCCGAGCCCUCCGCGCCCGGCGGCAGCGGCAGCCAGGGAGCCUGCCCCGCCCUGGGGACGAAGAGCUGCAGCUCCUCCUGUGCGGUGCACGAUCUGAUUUUCUGGCGAGACGUGAAGAAGACUGGGUUUGUCUUUGGCACCACGCUGAUCCUGCUGCUUUCCCUGGCAGCUUUCAGUGUCAUCAGUGUGGUUUCCUACCUCAUCCUGGCUCUUCUCUCUGUCACCAUCAGCUUCAGGGUCUACAAGUCUGUCAUCCAGGCUGUACAGAAGUCAGAAGAAGGCCAUCCAUUCAAAGCCUACCUGGAUGUAGACAUUACUCUGUCCUCAGAAGCUUUCCAUAAUUACGUGAAUGCUGCCAUGGUGCACAUCAACAGGGCCCUGAAACUCAUUAUUCGUCUCUUUCUGGUGGAAGAUCUGGUGGACUCCUUGAAGCUGGCCGUCUUCAUGUGGCUGAUGACCUAUGUUGGUGCCGUCUUCAAUGGAAUCACCCUUCUGAUUCUUGCCGAACUGCUCAUUUUCAGUGUUCCAGUUGUCUAUGAGAAGUACAAGACCCAGAUUGAUCACUACGUUGGCAUUGCCCGCGAUCAGACCAAGUCGAUUGUUGAAAAGAUCCAAGCAAAACUACCUGGAGUCGCCAAAAAGAAGGCAGAAUGAGUACAUGGAAACCAGAAAUGCACCCAUUACUAAAACACCAUCUAAUAGUGAUAACGUUGUUACUUGUACUAUGAAGGAGCGUGCUCAGUGUC